This is a messenger RNA of Linum tenue, 2891 nucleotides long. NCBI's taxonomy places the organism in Eukaryota, Viridiplantae, Streptophyta, Magnoliopsida, Malpighiales, Linaceae. The record is from the annotation of a GenBank genome assembly.
CCCUCUGUCUCUCUCUCUCUCUCUUUCUCCUUCUUCCCUUGCCACUCCAGUCGUCGCCGAUGAAAUGAUUUCGCCUCCUUACCUCAGUCCCUCAGUUAAUGCCACACUCCCUCUCCGUCAACUCUUCCCUCCGCUUCCUCAUCGCCUCAGCUUUCCGGAGCUUGUUUAAGCCGCCGUUAGCUACUUCUCCGGCCGCUGGUCACUAUUGCCGGCGAUAGCUGAAACAGGAAAAGAAUAAAAAAGAGAGCAAGACAGAGAGAAUAGGACUAUAGGAGAGAGAUUAAAAGAAAGUAGCCUCUAACUUCUCUUCAGCUCUCAGUUUAUUUCUCUUGUUUCUUUCGGCUGCUUUCUCGAUUCUACCUCUCUGCCGUCGUUUGGUAUCUAGUCUGUGAAGUUUACAAGAAGUUUCCACCUGUGAUCGAUCUGCAGCCCUCCGAUUGCUCCAUUCUCUACCACGAAUCGGCGAUCGAUUAUGUAAGCUAAUUUGAGCUGAAUUAGCUUCGAAAUUGAGCUGAGUAGGGACAAGAAGUGCGUCCCUGAAGCUGAUUGUGAGCAUGUUGGAUCUUAAUCUGAAUGUGGAAUUGGCCGAGUCGACUCACUACUCCGACUCGGCUUCUUUCAUGGAGGAGGACAAGUAUCAGUGCCAUCGCCAGCUUCCGGAGGCAUCGGAGACGUCUAACUCAUCGGUAGUCAACACCGAUGCGUCGAGCAACGAUGACUUGUGCUCCACACGCGCCUACACCGGCGACGCUGCUAACAACAACAGCAACAAACUCAUGAAUGGCACCACCACCAUCGUCUGCCCCUUCAACUUCGAUAUUCUGGAAGUUGGUGGCGGUGGCGGAAAUGAGAAUGACGAAGACGGCAUCGUUGUCACCAAGGACUUCUUCCCCGUUGAGCAAAACUCUGCGGGACAGUACGGGUCCCCGGCACGGGCGAAUUGGAUUGAUCUGACGUUCGAGAGGCAGCAGGAGAUCGCCAGUGGCGGACCGGUGCGGGUGAUUCAGCAAGCCGCACAGCAGCAGGUGAAGAAGAGAAGGAGGGGUCCCAGGUCUCGGAGCUCGCAGUACAGGGGAGUUACCUUCUACAGGCGGACUGGCAGAUGGGAAUCUCACAUCUGGGACUGCGGGAAACAGGUGUAUCUGGGUGGAUUUGACACGGCUCAUGCUGCUGCAAGGGUCUAUGAUCGAGCUGCAAUUAAGUUCAGGGGAGUUGAUGCUGAUAUCAACUUCAGCCUUGGUGAUUAUGAGGAAGACAUGAAUCAGAUGAAGAAUCUGACCAAGGAAGAAUCUGUGCACAUACUGCGUCGACAAAGCACAGGUUACUCUCGUGGGAGUUCGAAAUUUCGAGGAGUGACAUUGCACAAAUGUGGCCGGUGGGAAGCUAGAAUGGGACAGUUCCUCGGCAAAAAGUGAGAAUUCGUUAUCCGUAAAUUCACUCCAUGGUUUUGUAUGUUUGGAAAUGCUAGAUUCUGCUUAUCAAGUGAGUGCUUCAAUUUGAUGAAAAGAAUUUUAGAAGCGUAGUUGGACAAACAAAUUACUGCUUUAGUUUCUGCUUUGUUUGGGGAAAUUUUCUAAAGAUGUAUCUUUUCAAAGAUGAAAUAAUUGCGCUAUGGUGUUUUCACCUGGGAGAUUACAAUGCUUGCGUGCAGGUAUAUAUAUCUUGGGCUGUUCGACAGCGAGGUAGAAGCUGCAAGGUCCUAAUGAACAUUGAUUUACACCCUACUACUGAUAGUUUAUUACCAUAAAUUCUCUAGACCUCAAUACGGUCCCAUCCAAUGUGUGUCUCCAUUUUGGUUUUCUGGAAAUCAGGGCUUAUGACAAGGCAGCCAUCAAGUGUAAUGGAAGGGAGGCUGUGACCAACUUCGAGCCUUGUACAUAUGAAGGGGAGAUGCCUUCUUCUGAGGCUAGUUCUGAAGGAACUGGCCACAACCUUGACCUUGACUUGGGAAUAUCCCCUCCUUUUGCCUGUGCUUCCAAGGAAAAUGCGGGCCACCUGCCAUUCCACUCAGGACCUCGAGAUACUCGUGACAAGAGUUCAAAGGUAGAGAACCCAAUGGGUAAAAUGGUUGGUGAUCCACUUUUCAAAGGGUUUGUGAGGACAUCAUCAGAUCCCUCAGUACCCUUGAACGGUGCAUAUGCCACUUUCUUCCCUGCCGAGGAAAAAGCCACCACAGAGAAGACGAUAGAACUUCAAUAUCAACAAGCUUCUUCUCAUGGGCUCCCCCACAGCUGGGCGUGGCAAAUGCAUAGGCAACAGGUCGCAGCUACUACCCCAAUGGCAUUGUUCUCUACGGCCACUGCAGCAUCAUCAGGAUUCUCAACUUCAGCUACCCUUCUUCGUCAUCCCUCGAAACCUUUCAACCACAACACAGCGGCAGCAGCAGCAGCAGCCCACGGCUUUGAUUUCGAACCAUCUCCAGUGGUCAUGGCUGCCAACGGCUCUACGUUCUUCUACUCGAUGAAGCCUCCCCAGGCUCCCUCCCUAUAAAACCAAACCACAACAGGCUCUUAUUCUUCUUCACUGUGAAGCACCAGUAAGCAAAGAAGAAAAAGGCACAUGUUCUCCGAGUUGAUGCACUUUCCAGACUAUGCAUUUUAUACUGACAUUCUUCUAGUUGAAUUACUGCAACUCUUCCAAUGCUUGGAGCCCAGCCUCUUAUUUGGCUGACCAGGUCCCCUCAGAAGUCAGAAUUAUGGUAUAGCUGUUGGAGUUGAUAGUUGAUAUUUGAAUGUAAACUGAGCAUACAUAAUUGUAGGUUGUAGCCAUACAUCAAUUCGCUGACUCACUCUAAAUCUUAUUUUGAAGUAAUCGGUGUGGGGCUGGUCUCUUCCUGUUGAAAUGAGAACUUUUGUAACACCAUAGGCGAAUUCCACAUCUACAAAGUACGG